Callorhinchus milii (elephant shark) is the source of this 5442-nucleotide messenger RNA. Its product is annotated as ferroxidase HEPHL1. Gene Ontology annotation, cellular component: plasma membrane. Gene Ontology annotation, molecular function: copper ion binding; ferroxidase activity. The coding region runs from base 333 to 3758 and encodes 1141 amino acids. Lineage: Eukaryota; Metazoa; Chordata; Chondrichthyes; Chimaeriformes; Callorhinchidae. The record is from RefSeq and is a predicted model, not a curated record. Gene Ontology annotation, biological process: iron ion transport. The transcript has 20 exons.
CCUUAAAAGUGCGUCUUGAGUCUCAUAAAAUGAGCCACUUAAAACUGAACGGUUAGGAAAUUGUGAAAGAGGCAGUUGGGGAAGGCUGACAUAUGGAGAGAGAGAGAAAAAAAAACAAAUCAUGUGGAUCAGCAAAAACUCAGCAAAGCACAUUCCUGGAGAUCACCGUGGAGACGAGGGGGAGGACAAGCCGACACUUCCCAACAGUUGCAGUGAUUCCCCCGCAGCCGACGUGCAGAGAGGGAGGAGAUCCCCCAGUGAAGCUCAGGCUGUGACUUACAGCCCAUGGGUUUGGGAGCAGAGCGAUCCUGGUCGGUGGAUGCUCACACACCAUGAGUCCUGCCUGUGCUCUGGCUUUCCUCACUCUCUGGUCGCUGGCAAACUCCGCCACUCGAACCUACCACAUGGGAAUUAAAGAAGAGGAGUGGGACUACGCACCCAGCGGGGAAAACCUGCUCACCCGCCUGGACCUGGAACGGGAUGAGUAUGUGGGGAAUGCAGCUGUUUUUCUGAAAAGGGAUAGGAACCGUAUUGGACGUAAAUACAAAAAGGCCAUCUAUAAACAGUUUACUGAUGAAACAUACACCACUGAGAUUCUUAAGCCAAUUUGGCUGGGAUAUCUUGGCCCACUGCUGAGGGCAGAGGUAGAAGACGUGAUUGUUGUUCACCUAAAGAACUUUGCAUCCCGCCCUUAUUCUCUGCAUCCACAUGGAGUUUUCUAUGAAAAAGAUUCUGAAGGUGCUCUCUAUCCUGAUGGUACGUCGAGGAAGCAGAAGCUGGAUGAUGCUGUGCCACCAGGAGGAACCCAUGUGUAUACAUGGGUGGUUAAGAAAGAGUAUGCACCUACCAAGGAUGAUGCAACUUGUUUAACCUGGAUUUACCAUUCACACAUUGAUGCUCCAAAAGAUAUUUCCUCGGGUUUGAUUGGGGCAAUGUUAACAUGUAAAAAAGGAACCUUGGAUGCUAAUACACUGGGACGUAAAGAUGUUGACUGGGACUUUGUGUUAAUGUUCAGUGUUGUGGAUGAAAAUUUCAGCUGGUAUCUGGAUGAUAAUAUAAAUAAUUAUUGCACUGAACCAUCUUCAGUUGACAAAGAUGAUGAAGAUUUUCAGGAAAGCAACAAAAUGCACGCUAUCAAUGGCUAUCUGUAUGGAAAUCUAGUUGGGCUUGAAAUGUGCAGUGGGGAGUCAGUUUCUUGGCAUUUGUUUGGAAUGGGAAAUGAAGUUGACGUGCACUCAGCUUAUUUCCACGGCCAGACUCUCAUUGAUAGAGAUCACAAAGUGGACGUCAUCAGCCUUUUUCCAGCUACCUUUGUUACAGCAGAGAUGGUCCCGAGGAAUAUUGGAAAGUGGUUAUUGAGUUGUCAAGUGAAUGACCAUAUUGAAGCUGGAAUGCAGACAUUGUUUACUGUGAAGGUUUGUGGGGCGAAUUCUACAGAAACAUCACUGACUGGGAAAGAGAGGAAAUACUUCAUAGCGGCUGAAAUGGAUCUGUGGAAAUAUGCUCCCUCGACAUACAAUCAAUUCACUAAUCAGCCAUUAGAUGCAGAAGAAAGUGACUCUGAGCCUUUCUUCAAGAAAAGUACAGAUCGAAUAGGAGGAGAAUACUGGAAAGUGCGAUAUGUUGAAUACACUGAUGAGAGCUUUAAUACCAAAAAAAAUAGAUCAGCAGCAGAGGAACAUCUUGGGAUACUUGGUCCGAUAAUCAAAGCUGAAGUUGGCGACACUGUUCUUGUCACAUUUAUGAAUAAAGCAAACCAGCCCUAUAGUAUCCAGCCACACGGGAUAUUCUUCAGUAAGGAAUCAGAGGGAACAAAUUAUGUCGAUGGUUUUCAGAGGAAAGGAGGCCAUGUAGAGCCUGGUAGUUUCUUCAUCUAUAAAUGGACUGUGCCUGACCAUGUUGGACCAACAAAUACUGGUGACCCAUCUUGCCUCACUUGGAUGUACUACUCAGCCACUGACCCAGUUAAAGACACCAAUUCUGGCCUUGUCGGGCCAUUGAUAGUCUGCAAACGAAAUAUGUUGACUCAAGGAGAUUUACAGAAAGGAAUUGACAAGGAGUUUUACCUGCUGUAUACAGUUUUUGAUGAGAACCUCAGCUGGUUCCUCUCUAAAAAUGUGGAAACAUUUAUUCAGAAUGCUUCUGGCAUUGACCUGGAGGAUGAAGACUUUCAAGAGUCGAAUAAAAUGCAUGCCAUCAAUGGUUACAUGUUUGGCAACCAACCUGGACUGGAAAUGUGUAUUGAUGAUAUUGUAGCAUGGCAUUUGAUUGGACUUGGCACCGAAAUCGACAUGCACGGAGUUUAUUUCCAAGGGAACACAAUCCGUGUGAAAGGAUCCACACGUGACACAUUCUCUCUGUUUCCUCAUACUUCUGCUACAGUUCUCAUGCAGCCUGAUAAUGUCGGUACAUUUAAGGUAAUCUGUCGAACUGUUGAUCACUAUGUGGGUGGAAUGAAACAGCUGUACCAUGUUAAAGAAUGUAAUACAACUGCUUCAGAGGAAAUGUAUGGAACACUAAGAACAUACUACAUUGCAGCAGUAGAGAUGGAAUGGGAUUAUUCUCCUGACAGGAGCUGGGAACUAGAACAACACAACACUACCAAGGAAGAGAGCUAUGGACAAGUGUUUGUCGGUUUCGGAAUUGGUUCUAAGUAUAAAAAAGCAGUUUAUAGGGAAUAUACUGAUGGAACAUUUACUAGGCAGAAGAUCAGGUCACCUGAGGAACAGCAUCUGGAAAUACUGGGUCCCAUCAUCCGUGCUGAGGUGGGUGAUACCAUCCUGAUUGUAUUUAAGAACUUAGCUUCCAGGCCUUACUCUAUACAUCCACACGGAGUUGAGGAAGUGGGCAGUGGUAAACAGUUAAAAGUACCAAUCACUAUGCCAGGUGAGAUAAAAACCUAUCGAUGGAAUGUUCCAACAAGAUCAGGCCCUGGUCCUGGAGACUUAAAUUGUAUUUCCUGGAUUUAUUAUUCUGCAGUAAAAUUUGAGAAGGAUUUAUACAGUGGUUUGGUUGGCCCCUUAAUAACCUGCCGUCAAGGAACACUUGACGAGAAUGGAAAGAGGAAAGAUAUAGAUCGAGAAUUUGCAAUAUUAUUUCUAGUAUUUGAUGAAAACAUGUCCUGGUACUUGGAAAACAACCUCUACACUUACUUUCAUGUUGAUCCUAGUAAAUUCAUCUCCAAUGAUGAAUUUGAAGAAAGUAACAAAAUCCACGCAAUUAAUGGGAAGAUCUAUGGAAAUCUUCAUGGACUGAAGAUGGUUAAAGGAGAGAAGAUUGACUGGUAUUUACUUGGUAUGGGAAAUGAAGUAGACAUACACACUGUUCAUUUUCAUGCUCAGAGUUUUAUUUACAGAAUGGUUAAGAAUCACAGAGCGGAUGUGUUCGACCUCUUUCCUGGAACAUUCCAGACAAUAGAAAUGAUAGCAGGAAACCCUGGAACUUGGCUGCUGCAUUGCCACGUAACUGAUCACAUUCACGCUGGCAUGGAAACCGUUUAUACGAUCCUGAAUCGUACAGAUCGUGUGAAGACUACUGUGCAAACUGUUCUUGCAACAAAUGGUCAAUUUGAGGUAGACUUCCUUGGAAAGAAGCUUCAUAAAAAGGAAAUCAAAAUUGCCCUGUUAGUGCUUCUCAUCAUUGGAAUUGUUUUGCUGCUGAUAGUCCUUACACUAAUCGGCAUUUUUUUUUGCCAAUGUGGAAAGAAGUCAGAUUAUGUUAUUCAUAACCAGUCCUUGAUUGCCAUGAAUAGCAUCUGAUGUUCUACAAAGAAAAAUUGCCGAAGAUAUUUUUGCCUCUAAAAUGUUCAAAAUUGCAUCUUCUCUACUGGAACUGACAAUAAGUUAAUUUUUUUUGCAGAUGCUUAAGAAUGAGUAAAUAACAUGUCAGUUUGGACUAGGGUGUUUUGGGAAUUGGAAAAAAAAAUUUCAUUACGUCUGAUGGUUAAAUGGAAUAGGUCACAAAGACCAUAAAGUCGAGGGUUCAAAUCUUGGUCUGUGCUGAGUUAACUGAUCUUAACCAGUAGGAUGCUACAUCUCAAUUGGCCUCAGUGCCCCUGGGUUAGAGAGAAAGAAAUCACCAAUGUUCCCAUCCAGAGACACCCACCCCAACCCACUCCUCCUGAAGAGGGCACACAUGUUGAAGUUGAAUGAGGACAUGAUUGGGGUCAGCGUCUCACAGUUAAAUAGUACAUGACUUUGUAGAAUUAAAAAAUAGUCCAAUGCCUUCAGGAGAGGAGUAGAAAGAAAGUAGACCCCUUUAUGUGUAUAAGGAGCAUUUAUCAUUGUGUGAAGUAACCAGAUCACAAAAUAUACAAACCUUCAAAAAUUCUUCCACUUAUUUGCAGACAAUGGAGAACACCACUAUUUUUUGUAAACGUUCCAGACAAUUUGUAUAGUUCAUCUUAGUGCCGAUGAGCUUUUAUACUUUGUCACUUGUGAGAAAUUGCCUCUGGAAGUAUUUUUAAUGAAACCAUUUUCAGGUUGUAUGUGUUUUCCAAUAAAGUAGCUUUCAUUUGUAUUUUGUUCGCUCACAUAACAUUCACUGCACUAUGUCUUGUAAAGCACUUUGGGACAUCCUCCUGAUAUGAAAGGCGCUAAACCAAAUGUAAGGUACAUUACAUUUGGAAUAACCAAUUCCUAUUCGUACCUAAUUUCUCAACCUUAUUCCUCUCCUCUGCACUGUGUUUAGCAUCUGGGCGGCCCCUUUAUGUUGCGACAACCCAGAACUGCGUACGGUACUGCAGCUGUGGCAUGACCGGAACACUAACCACCACUAACCACUAACCUUGUUUUCCAUGGCAUUGGAGUACUGCCUAUUAGUGGCAUUCAUUUAUCUUAAAAAUACAACUGAGCUCACUGAAUGUCUAUAACAUUAGUACUAAUAAUAAUCCUUGCGUUUGUUAUUGGCCUUUUCACUUUGGGAAGCUGCCUCAGACGCUUCACAGAUUUAUUAUGUAGUGACUGUUUUGUUGGCAAACACAUUAGUUAUUUGCGCGCAGAAAUGUCCCACAAAGUGAUAAGGCUACAAAUAUCAUCAAACGCCAAGUACCAUUUUGUAAAUAAAACUCACUAGUGCACAUGGGGCCUUUAAACCCAGCUUUUGAAUGGCCAGCAGUGAAAUAUGUGGUCAAAUUAUGAUCUUUCUCUUUGUGAGUCAUCUGGAAAUUCCUCUCCCUUCUGCGAGUAAUAAUUCUUCCUCCUGUUUUGUCUAGUUUUGAUAAGGUUAGAAGGAUAAAUAGUGGUGAUUAAAAUUGUCCAAAAAUAUAACAUGAGUAUUUUCCUGAAGGGGAUUUUUGCAAUUAUUGUAAAACAUUCAGAUAUCUGCUUGCAAUCCAAAUCAACGCUUCACUGGGGAAUAAGCUACACAUUAAAUCACUCAUAUAAAAAUUAUGCACAUCUGUCCAUCCAAGCAGUUACCAGAACCCUAUCUAAUAUAAAUGUG